Molecule: messenger RNA, 3762 nt
Organism: Octopus sinensis (East Asian common octopus)
Lineage: Eukaryota; Metazoa; Mollusca; Cephalopoda; Octopoda; Octopodidae
Product: UPF0472 protein C16orf72 homolog
Exons: 4
Coding region: 833-1597 (254 amino acids)
Source: RefSeq, a predicted model, not a curated record
GCGCGUGCGUAAGCUAGUUCUUCCGGAAUAAAGUUGGAGGAGACGGAAGAAACGCAAUACGGAAGAUAGUGUAAUGAAGGGGAAAAAAUUGAGAGAAUAAUACAAUAUAUUGUUCCACCGUGAAAGAUAACUUAGUUAUUAUUAUUUCAUACAGUUUUUUCAUAACAAUUGGAGAAAAAAAAAAGGCAACCCACCACUAAAACUCUGUCUAUUUUCUAUUGCAGGGGUCUCCUACAACACAUAUACAUACAUACAUCUACAUGUAUGUAUAUAUAUAUACACCAAUAUCUAUCUACUACUUGGGUUACCCUGCUAUAUAUUUGAAGCUAAGAACGACGUAUCACUGUUAAUAACUACGCUUGUGUAUUGGUUAAUCUUUACCGGUAUUCCAGCUUUUUUUAUUUUCUUCUUCAUUAGAGUUGAUGAGCGCUCAGUUUAUAUGUAAACGUUUAAAAAAUAAGCAGCGCUCCUUAUUACGUAUGAAACUAUUAUCUACUCUGCCACCAUCUCCUCCGUUGUCGCCGCCGCCCUUCUUUCAUAUUUCUUUGACCGACCGACCGCCCGCUUACCCCUUAUUUUCCCCAUCCUUUCACCCUUUUCUCAUUGAUACAUAUAUAUAUAUAUAUAUACACAUAUAACGCCAUCAUCAUCAUGCUGUUGAGAAAAGAGUUGUUUCCUCGUCAAAGUUUUCUGUAGCUUGCAAAAAAAGAUUUAAAAAAAAAAACAAUAAUAAUUUAAAAAAAAAAAAAAACAAAACAAAACAAAAAACAGUAGGGGAGAGAGACGAAACAAUAAGCCGGAAUACUGGCGGCACAGAUUUCAUUUCAUUGCCAUGGCUCAAGACGAAGGCCAGCAGCAAUCGGAUCAGCUGGGAGAGAACUGGCUGAACAAUUUCGAGAGUCAGUGCCUCCAAGAAUUGGACGCUGAGCCCAACAUGGAGGAGAGAUUGCAAACAGAAAGAGAAUACGCUGCUCAGAAACUUUGGUCGGCUUUUCAGAAUUCGGCCACUGCUAUUGCUCAGAUGUAUCGAGAUCGACACCAAGGCCGUUCUUUAUGGGGUCCAUUUCGAAAUGCAGCUACAGCAGUUACUGAUAUGUACAAAGAUAGUAUAGAUACAUUACGAGGCUGUAUUGAUGUUGGUGUGCAGUGUGGUAAACAACACAGAACAAAAGAUAUUAUUGCCUGGGCCAAAAAGAAACGACGUCAUAUACGUAGAGAAGAGCUUCUUGCUUUUCUUUGUGGCAAGAAUCCACCAUUGCGUAACCGAGGAGCAUCUACUGGCAAAAGUGGUACUUGGAUGACUAAAGACAGGCCCUCUCAAAGGUUAUCUCACUGUGGUGGAAGGGAUUUAGAACCAGACACAGAUACUGAAUUGCAAGCUUUUAGUGAUGCAUUGGCCUUGCAAGGUUUAAAUGGUGCUAUGUCAAAUAUUAGUGUAGGAUAUCUACCUCAUACUGGCGGUACCUUAAACAGAAACAUGGAAGAUUUGAACAGAUUUAUUCUUGAUGAAAUAUCUAGGCAUUCUGAUUCCCGCAAAAGAAGUCCACCUUCAGAUGGUAUGGAUUCACCAUCUCGAAAAAAAAGCCGCAUAAUGUAGAAUAAUGACAAACUGAACCACUACAUGUCACUGGUAGAAAACUUUCUAUAAAAUAAAUACAUAAUACACACACCUAUAUAUAUAUAUAUUGUGUGUGUGUGUAUGUGUGUAUAUAUAUAUAUAUAUGUGUGUGUAUAUAUAUAUAUAUAUAUCCUCGUGUACAUACAGUUAGCUUCUUCUGAAGCUAUUCUUCUGUGAAAUGAUGUUGAGCCAACAUUGUGUUUGCUUCAGCCGAUUAUAUAUAAAUGACUCUUGCUAAAAGGAGACUAAUCUCCCCAUUUGGGGGCCACAAGAGAAAACUGUCAGAGCAGGGAUUUUUUUUCCUUUUUUCUUUUCUUUUUUUUUUUUUUUUUUUUAAGCCUGGAAAUCUUUUUCUCGUAAUAGUUAUAAGUACCUCUCUUGUGGAUGGUAACCAAAGACAAAUCCUGACAUAACACCUGUGUAAAUCAGAUUAUAUUUCUUCAGCGUGCCUAGUUAGCAACUGAAAAAAAAAACCUGGGAAGGGAUGCUUUCGCAUCAUAUUCUGCAUUGAAAUGUAAAAGCUGCAACAAUUGAUAGAAGAAUGACCAGGGCCCUCUCGUUGUGGCUGUCCCAGCAAUCAACAAGACACAAAUAAUGGAGUUUUAGCAGCCUUAACUUAAUUUUUUCAAUAAACACAAAGUAUUUCGUUCAUUUUUUAAAAAGCAGUUUCUAUUUCUUCAUUUUUCUUUUUCUUUUCGCCUUUUCAUCUAAGGGUUAGAAUAUUUGCUUGUAAGAAACCAAAAAGUAUUUCUAGUUUAAAAAAGUAAUCGGAUUCUCCAGCCUCUCUAUAUAUGUUGGUCAGUAAGCAAUGUAAUUUUUAAAGAGUUUUUUCACCAUUAUUUUCCCAUUAGUACCACUUAUUUCAGCUGCCUCUGAGACUUUUCAAUUCUUACCUUAUAUAUUCUUAAUCUAAUGAUCAGAGUAGUUUUUUGUUUUUCUUUUAUUCACUGAUUAUGUAGAAGUUAUACAUUUAAGUAAUAAUAACCUUUACUACCAACUUUAGUCACUUGUGAAAUAUAUUUUUCAAUUUCUUUCUCUUUAUCCAAUAUCAUUAUUUUAGUUUUUAAUAUAUUCAUGAAAUUCUAUUUUAUCCAAAGGAGAUGUCUGUAUUAUUUGAUCCUUCAGCUGGUCUUCCUUAAUAACUGCAACAUCAAAGAUCUGUAAAAUAGAAUUAUCUCACUUUUAAAUGCUUCUUCUUCUUUGUGUAGCAAAGUUGAAGAUUUCUCUCUUUAUUUCACUGAAAACUCUCUCGUACAAUAUUUUCAGAUAACGACAGCAAUUAUUUUUUUCCCUGUUUUAACUUUAGCUGUAGUCUUUCUUUUUGGUGCCUUUCUUCUCAGUUUGCUACCAUCUGGUCUUUGUUUUAAAGGAAUCAUUGAAUUUCAUUAGUUUUUAAUCAAAAACUUCUCAUAAAGAUUUUUGGUUCUGAUGCUCUAUUCCUGUCAGAUUUUUCAAAUUAUUCUUGACUGCUAAGAAAAUUUAGAUUUAACCUCAGUUGUAUCAAAAAUGGUUACUAAAAUAUUCUAGUAACUAGAAAAACUUUUUUUGUUCACAAAACAAAAGUUAAUAUCUUUCUCUCAUUCCAGUGGGCCAUUUUAUUUAUUUUACUUUUUUUUUUCAAUCCAACAAUUUAGGCAAAAUGUCUUUUUCUUAUUGCUAAAAUCAUUCAUUAAUUUGUUUUAAUUUAUGGUAAGUAAAGCUGUAGAAUCAAGGUGUAUGUUUCCAAAUUGGAUUAAUUAACCAUUCUUCAACUCAGAAAUAGUUCUUCAAUUUUUUUAUUUCAAAAUCCAUGGUGUUUAUUAUCCAUGGGCAUUGUAUUCACACAGUGUACAUUCCAGAAUAUGUUAAUGGAUAUAAACUGCAAUAUGGAGUUAAUAUAAUCUCCACAGGUCUAUUUCAAAGUCAUUAUCAAAUGGCCAACUCUCUAGUUUUAUGUAUCUGUGAUAGUUUUUAUGUGAGAGGGUGUGUACAUGUUUGUGCAUGCAUGCAAUAAGUUUCCUAUGUAACUAGACAGACCAGAAUGUUACUAGAUCUUUGUUCCAAAAUACUGAGAUAAUAUUACAAUAUUAGUUUGACAAGAUCUCCAAAAUGAAUGCUGUACUAAAAUUAAGAGCCCUAUACCAUUAAACAUUCAGUCUUAAAGA